Molecule: messenger RNA, 864 nt
Organism: Cyclopterus lumpus (lumpfish)
Lineage: Eukaryota; Metazoa; Chordata; Actinopteri; Perciformes; Cyclopteridae
Product: histone H3
Exons: 1
Coding region: 51-461 (136 amino acids)
Cellular component (GO): nucleosome
Molecular function (GO): protein heterodimerization activity; structural constituent of chromatin; DNA binding
Source: RefSeq, a predicted model, not a curated record
UGAGAGACACAACUACUCUCCUAAAGUAAAGAGAAGACAACCAUUUAAAAAUGGCCAGAACCAAGCAGACCGCCCGUAAGUCCACCGGAGGAAAAGCUCCCAGGAAGCAGCUGGCGACCAAAGCUGCCCGUAAGAGCGCCCCGGCCACCGGCGGCGUGAAGAAGCCCCACCGUUACAGGCCCGGUACCGUGGCUCUGAGGGAGAUCCGCCGCUACCAGAAGUCCACCGAGCUGCUGAUCCGCAAGCUGCCCUUCCAGCGCCUGGUGAGGGAGAUCGCUCAGGACUUCAAGACCGACCUGCGCUUCCAGAGCUCCGCCGUCAUGGCGCUGCAGGAGUCCAGCGAGGCUUACCUGGUCGGCCUGUUCGAGGACACCAACCUGUGCGCCAUCCACGCCAAGAGGGUCACCAUCAUGCCCAAAGACAUCCAGCUGGCCCGCCGUAUCCGCGGAGAGAGGGCUUAGACUGACCCGACCACAGCGAACCACCAACGGCUCUUUUAAGAGCCCCACACCCGCUUCUAAGAGCUCUGGUCCGGUCUGACAAACACGUGGUGGUCCCUCAAAUUAACUCUUGAAUCCAUGACUCUGCAUUUCAUGGAUGAAUAUUCUGCAAAAAUACCACCUGUGUAAACUCUUGGGUACAGUUGAAUGUAUAUUUUAAAGAUCCAGGUACAACAAACUUCAUAUAACUAGUUCCAUCUUUAAUGGUGAACAUUUAAAGUUCAUAGAGUUCUUUAUCUCUGAAUAAUAUAAUGCAGUGUUCACGUGGUUUGUACAUUUAAAAUGGAUUUGAGUCACUACAGUUGCAUUAGAACAGAAAUAUGAACCACCAUGAAAUAGGAAAUACAAAUAAACUUAUAGGAGU